AUCCCUUUCCUCUUCCUCUUCGACCGGGUCAUCUUCCCCCACUCCUCAACCCCGGUCAGUUCCGAAUCCCAACAUUCCUGAAUCGCAACUGGUGAAUCAGAUGCCCGGUCAGCUUUUUCAGGAGAGGGAUGCACCGGUGGAGGACGAACUGGCUCCCUAUGACCCUGAAAACGAGUCGUAUGAGGAAUGGGAGGACCGGCUGGAAGCGGCCGGUUAUUCUCCUCUCCCUACCAGCUACCCUUUAGACAUUCCUCCCCGGGUUUCUAAGAUUGCUCAGAAUAAGGCCCGUAGGAAUCUCCCGGCGGGGUAUGUUCUUGAGUACGACCCCAACUGGCCCAAUAUUAUUGAGCCUCACCGGGAUGAUAGGGUAGGUUUUCACAUCAUUUCUCUAGAGAGUGGCACCGUCUUCCCACUCCGUCCUCUCUUAGUAGAGUUAUGUCACUGUUUUAAGAUUCUCCCCGGGCAGAUUACGCCCAACGCACAUCGUUUCCUCAACGCUUUCGUGAAUAUCUGUGUAGAGCUAAAAAUCGAUCCUUCCCUUCGCUUGUUCCUUUUUUUGUUUGAAGUCCUCCCCGGUAAAUCUGGUUGUGACAGUUAUGUUUACUUCAGAGGUCGUAAUGGUCGUCAGUUCAUUUCUGACCUUCCACAAAGCAAUAGGCAGUGGAAGGAAAAGUUUGUUUUUAUAAAAUUCCCCACCACUUCUCCUUUGGCCGGCAUCGUGUGGAAUGACCACAUCCUGAAAUCCCAAUACACCGAGCCAGCUAGCGCUUCAGACUUGGAAGAAAGUUUGGAGAAACUUCUACAGGGGGACCCGUUCACCGGGCAAAUGUUCCAUUAUGGGGCCUGGAUUUGGUGGAUCCAACCGGGUGGUAAGGGUACCCCUCGGGCCCAUGAGGCAGCGGGGCACGGGGUACCCUCCCCGGGCAACACUGCCGAGGCCGGGGGCCCAAGCCACCCAGAUAUGAACUUCAGAGCUUACAACAUGCCGAAGACCACCGGUGGCUCUUCCUCCACUGCCGCCAAAACCGGACCGGGCCAACCAGAAACUGUCGAGAUCCAUGACGAGGAGGAAACUCCCCAGGCCGGGGGGGCUGAUCAAUCAGGGAAGGCGCCGGUGAACCCUUCUCCCAACAAAGGGAAGGGGAAGAAGAGGGUGAAGCACGUGGCCACCGCCCAUCCAUCCUCUAAGAAGAGAAGGGGAGAGCAUUCCCCGGUUAAAGAAUCAAUGGAAGAGCUUUGGGUCAAGGUGACCCUUAAGCUGAAAGAGAUGGGCGAGGUUGGGUCCGAAGCCCUGGAGCACCUCACCGGGGACUCCUCCUCCCGGUUGGCCCAACUUGAGGAGAAAUUGAAGAGAUCCGAGGCCCAUAACCGGGAACUCCAGUAUCUGACAGCCUGCCAGCUCGAGGAGAUGGAAAACCUUUCUAAGAUGGCCGGUGAGGCGAAGGCUGAGAUCCUCCAGCUGAAGGAGGAGAACCUGAAGCUCAUGGAGGACGCUGAGCUCAAGGAGAAGGAGUUUCCCGGCAAGGCCCGCCAAUGGAUGGAGGAGAACAUCGUGGAAGCUGCCCGGGCGCUCACCUCUUCUGAGGAGAGGACAAUGGAGGGCUUCAAGUUGCUGUACCGGGAAGAGCACGGAAAAGAAAUGAUUACCCAAGUCGGCUCUUAUGGUUUCAUGUCCGGGCAGAAGAGAGACCGGGAGGCCACGCAUGCAGUCUUGGCGGAACGCGACCCGGCCUUCUCCGCUGAAGCAUAUGGUCUGGCCCCCAUUCCCGAUGAAGAGCCUAAGCCCCCUUUCCCCCUGGAGUAAAUUCUCCCCGGCUGCGCCCGGUCACAUUUUGAAAACCUCACUUCAAAACUUGCUAUUUUCCCGGGGAUGCCCGGUGUAUUUGUAAACACUUAACUUUCUUAUUUUGUCUGAAUGCCAUGUUUAAUUUUCGUACCGGUUAAUCUUCCAUAUCUGCUUGCUCCAUGAUCGUUAUUCUUUAUUGCUUCUUAGAAUACCAUCAUAGUAGAAACUUUGACCAGUAGAUGAAUCAGGCUACUUCCUAAUU
Messenger RNA from Cuscuta campestris, 2048 nucleotides. The record is from the annotation of a GenBank genome assembly. NCBI's taxonomy places the organism in Eukaryota, Viridiplantae, Streptophyta, Magnoliopsida, Solanales, Convolvulaceae.